AUGGCAUUACCUGACGGUGAAAUUAUAACCAAGCCUUUCGCGUAUUGGAAACCUGAACACCAGAAGCCUAUACAGAUUAUUGACUAUGUUGAGUGCAUAACCUUUUCUUUACAAACCGGUGUAUUCUGUUUGUUGCAAUGCUUCUGGAAUUAUCUAUCAAACAGUGUUGCCAAAAAGACUUUUAUGGGCUCAAAUGAAUUCAAACUCUAUAUAAUCUGGGCUAUUGCGAGUAUGGCCGUGUUCCCUUUCCUUCAGUGGUGGUACAGAAAUGAUGUGUUGAAACGGGAAGCUGUUCCACAGCUUGCUUAUUCGUGCGAAGUACUCAUUCUGGUCAUACUGGGUAUUCGAUCCCACUUUCGUUUCCUCAGAAUCAUCAAAAUUUCUCACAAGACUCAGAAUGCUAAUUCGCCUGUGGUCAUAAAGAUGACAUAUUUUAAAGAUAUGAAUAUCAUCCUGACUAUCUCCAUGCUUUCUUAUGGAGGAUCAUUAAUGAUUCUCUGUGCUGACGGUUUAACCGAAAAAAUGUUUCUUAACACUAGCAAGUUUGCUUCUGAUCUGAUUAUUGGCAACUGUAACGUUUCCGUUAUUUUUAUCUGGAUUGCCCUUAUUUCAAUUUUCCACCCUAGAAGUCAGUUCCAGCAAGAUAGAACUAUACAUAGUGCAAGUGAAGCAACACAGCAGAACACCAAACUUAGUAAUCUACCGGUCCGUCAUGAUCAAUCUACUGGAUUUGCGGUAAGCAGCACUGGUUCGGGUGCCUAUCGUUUGAAUGAACGUAUCACGAGUUUUAUGGCCACCAAGUUUCAGGCUGAGCAGACCAAUGGACUUGUUGAUGAAAACCCCGGAUAUGCCUACACCACGCAGCAAAACGUCUUCAACUCUUCCUCUCAACAACCUUUGUCUCCCUUGUCCCCGCCCUCCCGGAAUAAUAUUGUGGGCCGUAACAAGAUAUCAGUUGAAGAUCCCUACAGCAACGAAGACAUUACCUUUACAAUGGUGGAUCCUUCUUCACGUCCUGUUCAAUUGAACAGCCGGUUUGAAGAUUCUGCUUAUGAAAAUAUUGAAUACCAACAUCCCACAGAACAUUCCUCUUCAAACCCCCUAUUUCAGCCUAGUAAUAAUUCUUCUGGCUUUAGUCGCAUUGAGCCAAACUCUCCAUUGCCUCCAGUCCCAGGACAGAAUUCUGCUAAACCUUCUAGAUUCGAUCCUCUUUCUUGGGAACAGACCCAAGCAAGCUACGAUCCUAAUUAUCCCUAUCUCGAAACUCCCCCAAUUGCUGUGCCUAGUGGAGGGCGCGAUAAAUCUGUUGGGCAAGAUUGGUUAAAGCAAUCUCCCCACAGACGCACCAGCUAA
Phycomyces blakesleeanus NRRL 1555(-) is the source of this 1353-nucleotide messenger RNA. RefSeq lists its product as hypothetical. The record is from RefSeq and is a predicted model, not a curated record. Lineage: Eukaryota; Fungi; Mucoromycota; Mucoromycetes; Mucorales; Phycomycetaceae. The transcript is spliced from 5 exons. The coding region runs from base 1 to 1353 and encodes 450 amino acids.